Messenger RNA from Cannabis sativa, 1024 nucleotides. RefSeq lists its product as uncharacterized. The record is from RefSeq and is a predicted model, not a curated record. The transcript is spliced from 4 exons. The coding region runs from base 1 to 753 and encodes 250 amino acids. NCBI's taxonomy places the organism in Eukaryota, Viridiplantae, Streptophyta, Magnoliopsida, Rosales, Cannabaceae.
AUGUUUUUUAAUGUUUCAAAAAUUAGGAUAACUCGAAACAACUGCAUCCUCAAUGAGAGAAUCACUCAAAAAGCAUAUCUUCUUCCUGCAACAAAUCUUUCACCUCCUUCUUCUGAUCAAAUUACUGAUAUAAGCAAGAUAAAUGACAUGUUAAACAUGCAAACAACUUUCUGGGUCAAAGCAAUUGCUAAAGUCACAAAUUAUAGCCAACCAUUUUGGUAUAUGGCAUGUCCCCUUUGUAACAGAAUUACUGGAUCUGAAUAUGGGGAAACUUUUCACUGUCUAUAUUGCAAAAACAAUGAUCUCAAAGCAGUCCCUAGAUGCAGAAUAGAUGUUGAACUUACUGAUUCAUCAGCUUGGAUUACAGCAACUGUAUUUGGGGAAAUUGCAGAAACAUUGUUCUCAUGUAAUGCAACAACCCUGAUGAAUACCAAAAUUAAGGCAAGUGAUAGCAUUCCUAACGAACUUCCCGAACUACAUGACAACAAAGAGAUACUAGCUUACAUUAAGGCAGUCAAACAGGACUCCACUGAAGGAUGGAAAUUCAACAUCACUUCGUUCCUUAAUACAACUCCACUCUCAAAUGAAGAAUUAAUCUCUAAUGCUUCAACUUCCCAUCCUAAUCCAACUCCACUUGUGAUUCUUCCUGAAAAGAAACACAAAGCUACAACUGACGAUGAGGAGAAGAAACAUGAAACUACUAACGAAGACGGAAACAACCACAAGGCUUCUAAUGAAGAUCAGAUGCAGUAAAAAGUUUGGGUGUGAUAGAAUUGCUCUUUUGUUACUCUUUUGAAAAUUAUUUUGAAAGUUCCAUGAUGGAAUACAUAUGUAAAUAGGCCACUUGUUGGAACACUAUAUCAUAGGCUUCCACUUUUGGAAGCUCCAUCACUACUGGAUGGAAUGAAUAUGUAAAUAAAUAGGCCACAACUUAGGAACACUUUAACAAUCUUUUGAGUUCCAUUACAACUUGAAAUGAAUCAUGUUGCAACAUUAAAAAUUUUUGCAACCUUAAAUUAUUAUG